Molecule: messenger RNA, 1239 nt
Organism: Laccaria bicolor S238N-H82
Lineage: Eukaryota; Fungi; Basidiomycota; Agaricomycetes; Agaricales; Hydnangiaceae
Exons: 3
Coding region: 1-1239 (412 amino acids)
Biological process (GO): 'de novo' NAD+ biosynthetic process from L-tryptophan
Cellular component (GO): cytoplasm
Molecular function (GO): heme binding; metal ion binding; indoleamine 2,3-dioxygenase activity
Source: RefSeq, a predicted model, not a curated record
AUGUCUCCUUACGAAAAUGAACUUCACGCUUUCGAUGUUGACGAGCGUGCUGGUUUCAUGCCUCCCUCUCCUCCCCUGACCCGCCUCCCUCAACUCUGGGAGUUAUGGGAAACUAUACUAGACGCUGCCAUUCAUGCGAAAUUGCAGCUUGGGGGUAAAGAAGCUGAGGCGUCAGAGGCAUGGCGCGUACGUGUUCGUCAGCUGCCGGUCAUACCCAUUUGUGAACUGGAUUCGCCCAUGCUUCUACGUCGAGCCCAUCUUGUGUUAACUUAUAUUCUUCACUUCUACAUCCACACUCUGCCUCUGACGUCUCCCAUCUGUAUACCCAAACCCAUAUCUCUUCCUCUUGUCCGCAUUUCUCAGAAGCUCGACAUCCCACCGUUACUCACCUUCUCCGACACCGUCCUGUACAACUGGGUCAUAUGUACCAGUGAAGACUUCCCAACACCUCUCAACGUCCGUUCCCAGACACUAUUCACGGGACUGAGAGACGAAGAAGAGUUUUAUCUCUGCUCUGCGCGUAUCGAGUUGCGCGGCGUCGAGGCUCUCCAACUUGUACGUGCAACCAUGGACGAGACAUCCGUGAACGACUCCAUUGCAGUGCGCCACGUCACCCAAUACCUGUCCACCCUCUCCAGCGUCAUUGACGAACUUCGUGCGUUGAUGAAUGACGUCCGUAAUGGUUGUGAUCCAGAUACGUACUAUAACCAAGUACGACCGUGGUUCUGCGGUGAAGACUCGGACGCGAACAAGCGGAAAUGGGUGUAUGAAGGGCUGGCGGAGGAGGGGCUUCUCGUCCCGAAGGAGCUAUCUGGUCCCAGCGCGGGACAGAGCUCACUCAUUCACGCUUUGGACUCCUUUUUAGGUGUGAACCACGGCAAUCCAUCGUUCAUGCAACGCAUGCAAUCGUACAUGCCCAGAAAACAUCGGUUGUUCCUUGAUCAUCUGAUGAAGAGCCCUCGCCCGUUGAGGGAGUUUGUGGUUGGGGCGAGGGAUGGGGAGUUGGAGGGGGCGUAUAAUCGGGCGGUGGGCGCUUUGAAGAAGUUUAGGGAUGCACAUAUGAUUAUUGCGCAUUUGUAUAUAUUGGGUCCGGCGAGGAGAGCGGCGAGUUUAAGGAAUUCAAAGGGGUUGCAAGGGGAGGGGAAAGAGAGGGAGCCGGUCAAGGGGACUGGUGGGACGGAUUUGGUGACAUUUCUGAAGGAUACUAGAACGAGGACGAUUGAGGCGGUUAUACCAUAA